Messenger RNA from Aspergillus brunneoviolaceus CBS 621.78, 3168 nucleotides. RefSeq names its product pitrilysin family metalloprotease cym1 (gene cym1). Gene Ontology annotation, biological process: protein processing. The coding region runs from base 1 to 3168 and encodes 1055 amino acids. Gene Ontology annotation, cellular component: mitochondrial matrix. The transcript is spliced from 2 exons. The record is from RefSeq and is a predicted model, not a curated record. Gene Ontology annotation, molecular function: metal ion binding. NCBI's taxonomy places the organism in Eukaryota, Fungi, Ascomycota, Eurotiomycetes, Eurotiales, Aspergillaceae.
AUGUUGCGCUCAACUCUUGGGGCGAGCAGAGGCCUCAUGCCUAUUUUACCGAAGUCGGCCAACGGACGUCUGCUGGGUUCUGGCAGCACUCUGCUUCGCUGGGGUCAGAUGAGAAGAUCUGCUUCGACCGUGACAAAUAUUGACAACUUUCCCGGAAUUGGAGACAAGGUUCACGGCUUCACCGUACAAGAAAAGAAACAUGUACCGGAGUUACACCUGACGGCCGUCCGAUUAACGCAUGAUAAGACCGACGCGGACUACCUCCACGUGGCCAGGGAAGACAAGAACAAUGUGUUUGGAAUUGGCUUCAAGACCAAUCCCCCGGAUGCUACUGGCGUUCCUCAUAUCCUAGAGCAUACCACGCUCUGCGGUAGCGAGAAAUAUCCUAUCCGCGACCCUUUCUUCAAGAUGCUACCCCGCUCGCUGUCGAACUUCAUGAAUGCAUUCACUUCCGCCGACCACACCACAUAUCCUUUCGCUACCACGAAUCAGCAGGACUUCCGGAACCUACUCUCGGUGUACCUGGACGCCACCUUCCACCCUCUGCUUAAGGAGGAGGAUUUCAGGCAGGAGGGUUGGCGGUUGGGGCCAGAGGACCCCCGUGCUAUCGAAGGUCAGACGACUCACAACCCCGAGGACAUCCUCUUCAAGGGCGUCGUAUACAACGAGAUGAAGGGACAAAUUUCGGACGCAAACUACCUCUAUUAUAUCAAAUAUAAAGAGAGCAUCAUCCCAGCACUGAACAACUCGGGUGGUGAUCCCCAGUACAUCACCGAUUUGACGCACAAGCAACUAGUCGACUUCUCCAAGCGCAAAUACCACCCCAGCAAUGCUAAAAUUUUCACAUAUGGUGAUAUGCCUUUAACUGACCAUCUCGUGCAAAUCGGCAAGGUUCUGGAUGGAUUUCAAAAGGGCGAAGCGGAUACUUCUAUCAAACAACCUAUUGACCUUAGCCAGGGUCCUAAGAGUGUGACUGUUCCAGGCCCCAUCGACACAUUCGCUGGUGAAGACAAGCAACACAAGACAUCAACAUCGUGGUACAUGGGAGAUUCAACUGAUGUUGUUGAGGCUUUCUCGGCCGGGAUUGUAUCUUCUCUGCUCCUGGAUGGUUAUGGCUCACCUAUGUAUCGGGCUUUGAUUGAAAGUGGCCUUGGCUCUUCUUUUAGCCCCAACACAGGACUCGAUACUUCCGGCCGCGUGCCGGUAUUUUCCGUCGGUGUGACUGGUGUCAGCGAAGAAUCGGCUUCUCAGGUCAAGACCGCUAUACAGACUGUCUUUGAGGAAUCGUUCGCUACCGGAUUCAGUGAUGAGAAGGUCCAAGGUAUCCUUCACCAGCUUGAACUUGCCCUCAGGCACAAAACGUCAAACUUCGGCAUUGGUGUCAUGGAGAAAACAAUUUCCUCUUGGUUCAAUGGAUCCAAUCCUAUGAAAGAGCUAGCUUGGAAUGAAGUGAUUGAUGAGUUCAAGAGGAGGUAUGCGCAGGGCGGCUACCUGGAAUCGUUGAUGCAGAAGUAUCUUAUGAAUGAUAAUUGUCUGACAUUCACGAUGGUUGGCACACCCACCUUCAACAAGGAGCUUGACGAGCAGGAAUUGGUGCGGAAGGAUACAAAGCUCAGUCAACUCGCUAAACAGCAUGGGUCCAUGGAAAAGGCUAUUGCCCAGCUAAAGGCGGAGGAACUUCAGCUACUAGAGGUUCAAGAAAAGGCACAGAACGCUGACCUGAGCUGCUUGCCUUCCCUUCGGGUGUCUGACAUCUCGCGCGAGAAGGAACGCAAGCCCGUUCGAGAAUCCAAGGUUGAUGGCGUGGAUGUUCUUUGGCGUGAAGCCCCUACCAACGGCUUGACCUAUUUCCAGGCUUUGAACACAUUCGAUGGCCUCCCUGAUGACCUUCGAUUGCUGAUGCCACUUUUCAACGACUGCGUCAUGCGACUUGGUACAGCAAAUCGGUCCAUGGAGCAAUGGGAAGAUUUGAUCAAAUUGAAGACCGGAGGUAUCUCCACUUCCACGUUCCACACAGCUUCCCCAACGGAGCUUGGAAAAUUCAAUGAAGGUCUUCAAUUCUCUGGAUCUGCUCUGGACAAGAAUAUCCCCGACAUGUUGCAGAUACUGACCACCCUUGUGACCGAAACCGACUUCACAAGUCCCAGUGCACCCGCGAUGAUUCAAGAGUUGCUCCGAAUGACUACCAAUGGUGCCCUGGAUGCCGUUGCAGGAACGGGUCACCGUUUCGCUCUAAACGCGGCUGCGGCAAACCUCUCGCGCAGUUUCUGGGUACAAGAGCAGCAGUCCGGUCUCGCACAACUGCAGGCAACAGCCAACCUCCUGCGGGACGCGGAAACGUCGCCCGAGCGUUUAGCAGAGCUGAUCGAGAAGCUCCGCACAAUCCAAGCUUUCGCCAUCUCUAGGUCGUCCGGUCUUCGUGUCCGCCUGGUUUGCGAGCCUGAGAGCGCCGGUCAGAAUGAAUCCGUGUUGCAGAAGUGGUUCGCGGGUUUGCCCCAGGUUCGCUCGCCCACAGCGGCCUUUGACUCCCCAGUGAUGGAUUCCAAGAUGAUUAAAACGUUCUUCGACAUGCCAUACAAGGUGUACUAUUCAGGCCUAGCCAUGCACACUGUUCCAUUUGUGCACUCCGCUAGCGCCAAGCUUAGUGUUCUUUCUCAACUCCUGACCCAUAACUACCUCCAUCCGGAGAUUCGUGAAAAGGGUGGUGCCUACGGUGCAGGAGCCAGCAACGGCCCAGUCAAGGGAAUGUUUGCCUUUACAAGCUACCGCGAUCCCAACCCCAUCAACACCCUGAAGGUGUUCCAAAACAGCGGAAUUUUCGCCCGAGACCGGGCUUGGUCGGAGCGGGAGCUCAACGAGGCUAAGCUGGGUAUCUUCCAAGGCCUUGACGCCCCAAUGAGCGUCGACGAGGAAGGUGCAAGGUACUUCAUGAGUGGUGUGACCCACGAAAUGGACCAGCGCUGGAGAGAACAGGUCCUUGAUGUCACCGCAAAGGAUGUUAACGAGGCAGCACAGGCCUUCCUGGUUGAUGGCUCUCAGCGAUCUGUCUGCCUGCUAGGCGAGAAGAAAGACUGGAUAGAGUCCGAUGGUUGGGAUAUGCGAAAGCUUUCCAUGACUGUAGCAGAGGAGGGACUCGAGCAUGCCGAAGGUGCCGCUGCAUCUGCUUAA